AUGGAGCUCAACCUCGGUGGCCUGACUGACGGAUGCAAGUUCAAGAUCAGGCCCAGACAGAAGACAGCAAAGCAAGAGCAAGAGCAUCUCAGGAAGUGGGCCCGUGCCGAAUCCAAGCCCCCAGUUUCUCCCCGUGGCCCUGUCUUGGAGUGGAGAGCAUCACGUGAGGUCCCAGCCGAGACAGCCAAAGAGUGGACCUCUGGGACUCUGGGGAUUCUCAGAUUCCGCAACACUCGGCGCCGUCGCGAUACCCACGUCAACCUCGAGCGCGCAUCAGCUGCUGCUCAAGAGACCACAUCACUCCAACCAUCGCGCAUUGUCCGCAUUCUACAUAAUUCAAGCGACAAACAAGUCUCCCCAGACAACCACAACAACGCGACCAGCGUCGACGGGCCCCCUGCAAUAAAGAGCCACAAGCACCUUUGA
Molecule: messenger RNA, 426 nt
Organism: Podospora bellae-mahoneyi
Lineage: Eukaryota; Fungi; Ascomycota; Sordariomycetes; Sordariales; Podosporaceae
Exons: 3
Coding region: 1-426 (141 amino acids)
Source: RefSeq, a predicted model, not a curated record